Messenger RNA from Linnemannia hyalina, 1194 nucleotides. NCBI's taxonomy places the organism in Eukaryota, Fungi, Mortierellomycota, Mortierellomycetes, Mortierellales, Mortierellaceae. The record is from the annotation of a GenBank genome assembly.
AUGCCAGGAGCAACAGACAUCAAACCCACAAAGCCACUCAAGAACCCAUGCAACCUCUGUCAGUCUGUCAGGGCGAUCCUCAAGCGACCCAAGACAGGCCAGCAGCUCUGCAAGGAAUGCUUCUUCCAUGUCUUCGAGACAGAGAUCCACAACACCAUCGUCGACAACAAGCUUUUCAACAAGGGUGAUAGAGUCGCUAUCGGUGCCAGUGGAGGGAAAGAUUCAACGGUGUUGGCAUAUGUGAUGAAGCUUUUGAACGACAGAUACUCAUACGAACUCGACCUUGUCCUUCUCUCGAUCGACGAGGGAAUCACGGGCUACAGAGACGACUCGCUGGAGACUGUCAAGAGAAACAGGGACCAGUACCAAAUCCCCCUCCUGAUCGUCAGUUACAAGGAUCUCUAUGGCUGGAGCAUGGACGAUAUCGUCAAAGAGAUUGGACGCAAGAACAACUGCACAUUCUGUGGAGUAUUCCGUCGCCAGGCACUAGACAGAGGUGCUAUCAUGCUGAACGUGGAUCAUAUUGUGACCGGACACAAUGCGGACGAUAUCGCCGAGACUGUACUCAUGAACAUCCUCCGUGGAGAUCUGCCUCGCCUUCAAAGAUGCACAUCUAUCAUUACCAACGACACAUCAGAGGACUCUUCAGGAAUCGAAACAUCCAAGAUCUUGCGGUCUAAGCCCUUCAAGUACACAUACGAGAAGGAGAUUGUCAUGUACGCCUACUUCAAGAAGCUGGACUACUUUUCGACAGAGUGUAUUUACUCCCCCAACGCCUACCGUGGUCAUGCUCGUGUUUUCCUCAAAGAUCUGGAGGCUGUUCGCCGGACAGCUAUUGUUGAUAUUAUUCAUUCGGGAGAGGCAUUGUCGGCAUCAGUACAGGCGAAUGAAUCGACAAAGUUACCAACAAUGGCCAAUUGCACGCGGUGUGGAUACAUUUCAUCGAACGAGCUUUGUAAGGCGUGUUUGCUACUUGAGGGUCUGAACAAGGGCCUGCCACAGCUCGGAAUUGGACACACGACCAAGAUCCGGAGGAUGCACGAAGCUUCCAAUUUGGCGUCUGGCUUGUCAUCGCCAGCUUCACUAUCAUCAGCAGUAGCGGAUGGAUCGGCAGGGGAGAAGGUCAAGGUUGUCACACAUAUCAAGGACCUUGGCCAACUCGAGACUAUGCCCACUCUUGACUCUAUGAAAUAA